AGGCUCCUAGGGCAGCCUUGCUGCCUUAUUAUCACCAUCAGACAUCUCUCCUCGGAACCCGGAACCCGUAUACGAUGUGGAAGACCAAUGGAUGACACCGGUUCUUACAAAGCGAAUGCGAUUCUGUGGGGAAUCUGACGGCGAGGCGGGCCAACUCCUUCGCCCGAUCAGCUGAAUAUAAACAGCAAUGGAGCAACCGUAAUACGGACUCGCUCGCCAACAAACAAAUCCAACGAAAUCUCACCAACAUCGCUACUCCGAAGCCAGGCCCAGAAACGCUUUCCAAAAGGACCAAAAGAAAAAGGGAGGAAAAAAUGUCGGAAGUACCAGUGAUCCAGAUCCUCGACAAGAAGAACUACUUCAAGCAAGCCCUCGUAGCUUACCCUAACGCCCUGCCGCUCCCGCCCUUGGCGGAAUCGUCCCUGCGAAUCCGGACCGAGGUGAUCAGCAUAACCACGAACAACUUCUGCUACUGCAAGCUGGGCGACGUGUUCAACUGGUGGAGCGUCCACCCGAUCCCUCCGGACACGCCGGCGCCGUACAGCGACGCCGCAACGUACGGUCGCAUCAACGCCUGGGGGUACGCGCGCGUGCUCGAGUCCACCUUCGCCGCCGUGCCCACCGGCAGCUACGUGUGGGGGUACCUGCCGAUCGGCACCUUACCGCUCGACUUCCGCGUCGCGCCGGGCGCCGUGCCGGGGCAGUUCCUCGUCACCGAGCCGUACCGCCAGCAGCUGCUGCCCGUGUACAACCGGUACACCUUCUUCCCCGCACCUUCGGCCGCGGCGCUAGCCGACCGCAUCGCCGCCAAGGAUGACGGCGUCGCGUACGACGCCCUCGUCAAGGUCAUGCACCUGACCGCCUACCUCAUGGACCGCUUCAUGUACCCGGCGGACUCGGCGCGCUCCGUCAGCCUGCGGCCCGAGCAGGCGGACCUGUCGAACGCGACCGUCGUCGUGUUCGCGCCCGGGUCCAAGGUCGGGCUCGCGUUCGCGCACCUCCUGCGGCAGCGCCAGAAAGGCGCCGGCAAGCCGCGCCGCGUCGUCGGCGCCGCGAGCGAGGCCUCGCUGCCGUUCGUGCGCGGCACCGGGGUCUACGACACCGUUGUGUCGACCACCGCCGCGGACCCGCUGACCACGCUCGCGGAUCUAGAUAGUACUAAUGCUGAUGUCAACGCUGAGAGUAAAGAUAAGAAGGUCGUGAUCUAUGACUUCGGCGGCCGCGCCGGCGUGGCUUGGAAAUGGGCCGCGGCGAUCGGGGCCAAGUACCCGCGGACGCGGUACGUGGCCGUCGGCAUAGAGGUCUCGGACCCGACGACGGCGGGGGAUGCGGCGCAACAACCCGCGAAGCCGGACGGGUUGGAGGUCGAUCAGGUCAAUGCCGAUGGGAUGCUGACCGCAGCGGUGGGACAGGUGGGCGAGAAGGAGUUCUUCGAGGGGUUUGAGAAGUCGUGGAGCGGGUUUAGGGAGGAGGGGAUUAAGGGGUUUCAGAUUCGAUGGGGAGAGGGCAUAGAGAGUGUGAAGGAGGGGUGGGAUCGGUUUGCGAGGAACGAGGUGACGGCUGCGGAGGGACUUGUGUUCAAGCUGUGAGAAAUGGUUGUGUUAGUUCAAAGGAGUACGGGCCUAGUAUGAGCGGUAAAACACUUGUGCUGCCACUCAUCGUGAUACAAGCGAGAGAAUGAGAUCGAGGAGGCUUCCUCAGAGGCCGACAUACUCACAAUCCAGCGAUUAAGAACACGUUCUUCACUUCUUCACGAGUCGUGGUGUAUUAAGCAGGAAGAAAUCAAUUUUUAAGAUAUACCGUAAAUCAUUAGUAGGUA
Molecule: messenger RNA, 1819 nt
Organism: Annulohypoxylon truncatum
Lineage: Eukaryota; Fungi; Ascomycota; Sordariomycetes; Xylariales; Hypoxylaceae
Exons: 2
Coding region: 315-1589 (424 amino acids)
Source: RefSeq, a predicted model, not a curated record